UGGGCCGGGAGGCCAGUUGGAAGCCCCCGUCCGGCGGCGACCGAGGACCCCGGGGUCCGGUCAGUGGGCGCCGCGGGGAUUGCCCGAGAGUCCGCGGCUUCGCCGCGCGCCCGGCGCAGCCUGCAGAGUCGCCCCGAAGCCGGGCCCGGCCGCGACCACCGGGCAUGGGCACCGAGAGUGGACACUCAGAGCCCGACCGCCAGCGGCAGUUCCAGGCUGCCGUCAGCGUCAUUCAGAACCUGCCUAAGAAUGGGUCUUACAGCCCCUCAUACGAAGAAAUGCUGCGGUUCUACAGCUACUACAAGCAGGCGACCAUGGGGCCCUGCAGGAUCCCCCGCCCCGGCUUCUGGGACCCCAUUGAGAGAUACAAAUGGGACGCCUGGAACAGCCUGGGCCGGAUGAGCAAGGAGGAGGCCAUGGCCGCCUACAUCAGCCAGAUGAAGUUGGUGGCACAGAAGGUGAUCGACACAGUGCCCCUGGACGAGGUGGCCGAGGAGAUGUUCGGGUACUUCGAGCCUCUGUACCAGAUGAUCCCUGACAUGCCAAGACCCCCGGAGUCCUUCCUGAGGAGGGCCACAGGUCGCACAAGGAAGGCAGGGAAUGAUGGAAGCACGGGAGUAGACCCACGGCCUCCCCACUCCCCGCAGGAACUGGCACCCCCUAGCCCAGAGGCCUCCACACCCAAGGACUUGGACUCUGAGGAUUUCUGCGAUUCUGUGGAGCAGCUGGAGCCCGAAGCGGUUCGGGCUGAGCAGAGGGGGGCCCCUGGAGGAGAGCCCAGGGCCAGGACCAGCCCCAGCCCCGGCUACACAGACAAAGAAGGGCCGGAAGGCAGCCCAUCGGCGCCCCGGGAAGUGGACGUGUGGCUGGUGCGGACUGUUCGCGCCCUGCAGGAGAACAUGCGGGACGUCCAGGGCAGGCUGCAGAGCCUGGAGAACACGCCCUGCUCCCCCACGCAGCAGAAGCCCGGCGCCCGGCCCUGGCCGCUCCGACUCUCCGGGCCCACGCUGCUCUUCUUCCUCCUGUGGCCCUUCAUCGUCCAGUGGCUCUUGAGACAGCUCCGGACCCACAAGAGGUGACUCCGGGGAGGGGAGUCUGCGCCCGCCCAGGAGGUCCUGCGCCCUGCACCCUGCUGUGCCCUGAGCCUCGCGAGGGUCUGCAAGACCAGCGCUGGACACCCGCGCCCACCUCCGUGCUGGCCUCAGCACCGCCCUGCCCACUGCUUCUGGCCGCCGGGGGCCAGGGACGUGGCCGGUGCGCGUCCCCGAGCUGCUGCGUCGGGGGGCGGGGCGCGGGUGUCGGCCCCUGCCCGCCCCCGCGGCCGGUCACCUGACCGCGUCCCGCCCUGGCCCAGCUCCCGGGCAAGUUGGGACCUGGCCGGGCCGGCCCAGGCGAUUGGCCGAGCGGUAGGGCGCAGGCCCAGGCCGCCGGCCCGCACACUCAGGACGCACUUGCACUUGAAUUCUCACCAAAUAAAAGCGAACGUUGCUCUGCCA
Molecule: messenger RNA, 1496 nt
Organism: Sorex fumeus (smoky shrew)
Lineage: Eukaryota; Metazoa; Chordata; Mammalia; Eulipotyphla; Soricidae
Gene: ACBD4
Product: acyl-CoA binding domain containing 4
Exons: 10
Coding region: 165-1079 (304 amino acids)
Biological process (GO): fatty acid metabolic process
Molecular function (GO): fatty-acyl-CoA binding
Source: RefSeq, a predicted model, not a curated record